AACCAUAACUUUUACCGUAUGUUGAGGAUCUUUCCAAACUCGCCGUCACAUCAUAUAACGACAUUCAAGACCUGAUGGACUCAGGGAAUAAGGCUAGGACUGUAGCUGCCACUAACAUGAAUGAGACCAGCAGCCGUUCACACGCUGUCUUCAACAUCAUCUUCACCCAGAAGCGUUAUGACUCUGAGACAGACAACACUUCAGAAAAGGUCAGCAAAAUCAGUCUGGUGGAUUUAGCCGGCAGUGAGAGAGCUGAUUCCACUUGAGCCAAAGGCACACGGCUCAAGGAAGGGGCAAACAUCAAUAAAUCACUCACCACCCUAGGAAAAGUCAUUUCAGCUCUGGCAGAGGUGGAUUCUGGCUCAAACAAGAAUAAAAAGAAGAAGAAAGUAGAAAGUUUUAUUCCUUACAGGGAUUCUGUACUGACCUGGCUACUGAGAGAGAACCUUGGUGGCAACUCUCGCACCGCAAUGGUGGCGGCUCUCAGUCCUGCCGAUAUCAACUAUGAUGAAACCCUCAGUACUCUCAGGUAUGCAGACAGGGCUAAGCAGAUCCGUUGUAAUGCUGUGAUCAAUGAAGAUCCUAAUAACCGCCUGGUGCGUGAGCUGAAAGAUGAGGUGUCCCGUCUGAAGGACCUCCUCUAUGCCCAGGGCCUGGGUGACAUCAUCGAGAACAUAUCCGAUUACAAGAACAAUAACAAUAGUGGCCAAGCUGUCAAUCAAAGAGGUGAUCUCUCCACAGUGACCAAUGCUAUGACGGCGAUGAGCCCCUCUCCAUCUCUCUCCGCCCUGUCCAGCCGAGCUGGUUCCAUCAGCAACCUCCAUGAUCGCAUCAUGUUCAGCCCAGGGAGCGAGGAAGCCAUUGAGAGACUCAAGGAAACGGAGAAAAUUAUUGCUGAGCUUAAUGAAACCUGGGAAGAGAAGCUUCGCCGUACAGAGGCCAUCAGAAUGGACAGAGAAGCACUGCUGGCUGAGAUGGGUGUGGCCAUGCGUGAGGAUGGAGGAACUGUUGGAGUCUUUUCACCAAAGAAGACGCCCCACCUGGUGAAUCUAAAUGAAGAUCCUUUAAUGUCCGAGUGUCUUCUGUAUUACAUCAAAGAUGGAAUUACCAGGGUUGGGAGAGAAGAUGCCAGCAGAAGACAGGACAUUGUUUUGAGUGGUCACUUCAUCAAAGAGGAACACUGCACUUUCACCAGCACCACUGGACCUGUGGGAGAAGCUGUCAUUCUUGAGCCGUGUGAGGGAGCAGAAACUUAUGUCAAUGGGAAGAGAGUAACAGAACCUACGGUUCUCAGAUCAGGGAACCGAAUCAUUUUGGGCAAGAGCCAUGUCUUCCGCUUCAACCAUCCAGAGCAGGCUCGUCAGGAACGUGAACGAACCCCCUGCGCUGAGACACCAAUGGAGCCUGUAGACUGGGCCUUUGCUCAGAGAGAACUCCUGGAUAAACAGGGCAUUGAUAUGAAACAGGAAAUGGAUCAGAGACUGCAGGAACUUGAGGAUCAGUAUCGCAAAGAGAGAGAGGAGACCAACAAUCUAUUGGAGCAACAGAGAUUAGACUAUGAGAGCAGGUUAGAAGCCCUGCAGAAACAGGUAGAUCGUUAUUACCCUGAUGUGGCAGAGGAAGAUGAAGAACCUGAAGAGGAAGUGCAAUGGACUGAGAGAGAGACAGAACUGGCGCUGUGGGCUUUCCGUAAAUGGAGAUGUUAUCAGUUCACUUCUCUCAGAGAUCUGCUUUGGAAUGCCAUCUUCCUCAAGGAGGCGAAUGCCAUUAGCGUGGAGCUAAAGAAGAAGGUUCAGUUCCAGUUCGUGUUACUGACGGACACGCUUUACUCUCCACUUCCGCUUGACCUGUUACCACCUGAAACAGCUAAAGACCGCGAGAAAAGCCCAUUCCCUCGCACCAUUGUGGCUGUAGAAGUCCAAGAUCAGAAAAAUGGAGCCACACAUUACUGGACCCUGGAGAAGCUCAGGCAGAGGCUGGAUCUGAUGAGGGAGAUGUAUGAUCGUGCUGCUGAGGUGCCUGGCAGUGCUCUUGAGGACUGUGACAGUGUGCUGACUGGAGGCGAUCCAUUCUACGACCGGUUCCCCUGGUUCCGUUUGGUUGGAAGAAACCCCCUUUUCUCCACAUGCCUUAGUGAGCAAGCCAGCGACCCUAACUCCUCCCCCACCCCCUCUGAGCCCACAUCAACCUCUGAAAUCACUGAGCUGGUCCAGUCAUGGCCUGACAAGAGGGUGGGGACAGAGCUGGAUGACUUGGACGAUGAUUUCUUAUCGGAUGACUCAUGCUCGGAUAUUGAGGAGGAGGAGGAGGGGGAGGAUGAGGAUGAUGAUGAUGAGGGAGAGUUCUGCAGAAGCUUCGGCAAAGCUGAGGACCCGUUUUAUGAUCGCUCGCCAUUGUUCAGUGUAGUGGGAAGGGGAUUUGUGUAUUUGAGUAAUCUGCUCUAUCCUGUGCCCUUGGUCCAUCGGGUUGCCAUUGUCAAUGAGAAGGGAGAGGUCAAAGGUUUCCUCAGAGUAGCUGUACAGGCAAUAUCAGGUGCUCUGGUUUUUCCUCCAGCUGAUGAAGAGGCACCAGACUAUGGCUCUGGUGUCCGACAGUCAGGCACUGCCAAGAUUUCUUUUGAAGACCAGCAGUUUGAGAAGUUCCAGUCAGAGUCCUGUCAUUCUGGUCUUUCACGUGCUGCUGUAUCUCAGGAAGAACUGCGAAUUGUGGAGGGUGAGGGCCAAAAUGCAGAGAUGGCACUGUCAGCAGAUGAGGUCAACAAUAAUACCUUUGCAGCUAACCCAGAGGAGCUGGACAAUCCUGUCAAGACCGGUCUUGAUGGCGUAUUGGAUGGUGCUCUGGAUCACUUGAGGAUUGGAGAAGUCUUUACGUUCAGAGUUACUGUGCUGCAGGCGUCAAGCAUAUCCUCAGAAUACGCAGACAUAUUCUGCCAGUUCAAUUUUAUUCACAGGCAUGAUGAAGCAUUUUCCACAGAGCCAUUGAAGAACACUGGACGUGGUCCACCACUUGGCUUCUAUCAUGUGCAGAAUAUUGCCGUGGAAGUGACUAAGUCCUUUAUAGAGUACAUAAAGACUCAGCCAAUCGUGUUUGAAGUGUUUGGACAUUACCAGAAGCAGCCUUUCCCUCCGCUCUGCAAGGAUCUCAUUAGCCCAUUGCGCCCAUGCAGACGACAGUUCCCGAGAGUCAUGCCUCUUUCCAAACCAGUACCUGCUACCAAACUGACAGCUCUCACACGACCCACGGCAGGACCGUGCCACUGUAAAUACGACCUGAUGGUCUUCUUUGAAAUCUGUGAACUAGAGGCCAAUGGAGACUAUAUCCCAGCCGUAGUGGACCACCGGGUAGGCAUGCCCUGCCAUGGCACUUUCAUGUUACAUCAGGGCAUCCAAAGGAGAGUUACAGUCACCAUAGUGCAUGAGUCAGGAAGAGAUAUUAAGUGGAAGGAAGUGCGAGAGCUGGUUGUAGGGCGCAUCCGGAACACGCCUGAAGCAGAUGAGACAAUCAUCGACCCCAAUAUUCUCUCUCUCAACAUACUGUCUGCAGGAUACAUCCGUCCCGCACAUGAUGACAGACAGUUUCUUGAUUCGGACAUUCCUAGCAUUUCCUUGGGGAUUAAUCCUAGGACAUUCUACCAUUUCGAGGCUGCUUGGGAUUCAUCCAUGCACAACUCUUUGCUGCUUAACCGUGUCACUCCUUACGGAGAGAAACUCUACAUGACUCUGUCUGCUUACCUGGAGAUGGAGAACUGCACACAGCCCACAGUGAUAACCAAAGACUUAUGCAUGGUGUUCUACUCAAGAGACGCCAAGCUCCCAGCAUCUCGCUCCAUCAGGAACCUCUUCAGCAGUGGCACCUUGAGGCCAUCUGAAGGAAACCGUGUAACUGGUGUGUAUGAGCUCAGUCUGUGCCACUUGGCUGAUACAGGGAGCCCAGGAAUGCAAAGACGACGCAGAAGGGUGCUGGAUACAUCGGUGGCGUAUGUGCGAGGGGAGGAGAACCUGGCUGGCUGGAGGCCCCGCAGUGACAGCCUCAUCCUGGACCAUCAGUGGGAGCUGGAGAAACUGAGCCUCCUGCAGGAGGUGGAGAAAACCAGACACUACCUCCUCCUUAGGGAGAAGCUUGAGUCCACCCUGCUGCUGGGCCAGGAGUUGCUGCUGUCCUGCGGGAGUGAAGAUCUAACCGAGUCCUCUUCCCUAUCCACCCACCUGGGCCUGGGCCACAACCCUUGUCCCGGCCCUGACACACCCAACGAGAGGCAGAUGGAGCUGGCUGCAAAGUGUUUGCGUUUGCUUAACCACACCUUUAACAGGGACUACAGCCAUGUGUGUGUUAGCGCCAGUGAGAGCAAGUUAAGCGAGAUGUCAGUGACUCUCUUGAAAGACUCGGCCUCAGUGUGUGCUGAAAGCACCCUCACCCCGUCCUCCACAUGCCCCUCACUCGUGGAAGGACACUAUGGCCACAACACUGAACUCAGACCCCCAACACCUCGAUCUCGUGCUGUCAGCCCCAUCCCUGACACUGAAACAGAGGGCAAGAAGUCUCCUCAUGAGUCCAAAUCAAGAUCCCACACUUUUGUGCCAGACAUUCAGGAAAUCCGUGUCAGCCCAAUUGUGUCAAAGAAAGGUUAUUUGCAGUUCCUGGAGCCCCAUAGUAAUGACUGGGUUAAGAGAUAUGUGGUGGUACGCCGGCCUUAUGUCUACAUCUACAACACAGAGAGAGACACAGUGGAAAGGGCCAUACUUAACCUGUCCUCGGCACAAGUGGAGUACAGCGAAGACCAGCAGGCCAUGCUGAAGACCCCUUACACAUUUGCGGUAUGCACAGAGCACCGUGGAAUACUCCUUCAAGCCAGUAAUGACAAGGAGAUGCAUGACUGGCUGUAUGCCUUUAACCCUCUGCUUGCUGGAUCUAUCAGGUCUAAACUGUCCAGAAGAAGAGCCGGGCAGAUGAGAUUUUGAGCCCACUACAUGUAUACCUACUGUACAAUGCUUUGAGGACAAAAAACACAAAGGACUAACCUUGUAAAUAGAUCUACUGAUAGAUCCCCCAGUUUCUGUGCUUAAUCAACUCUCUGACCCUCUGUUACCCACAUGUGUGUACCUGCACCUGCCCACACUAGCACCGAUUGUGCACCUGUAUCUUAAAGGCCCCUUUGUUGUGCAUCUACAGUGGCCUAAAUAUUCAACUUACAACGCCAAAAGAACAGGCUAACUUCUUUAUUGGGGUAGAGAUAGUAUGCUUAUGUAGUCUUCAGCAACAUUUUAGAAAGCUGGUGAUGGGAAUUUCUAAUUCUGAAGUUGUCAGCUCAUGCAAACACAUCUGAAUUUGUAACUGUGAAGAGUGGCGUCCAUAUCUUGGGUUUGUGGGAAAACGGAUCACAUGGCCUUACUGUCUUACUCUUGACUUGUAAGUCUUUGGGUUUAAAACGAUAAAACUGGUCAGUAUUUAAGUCAGCAGACCAUAUGUUUAUUCAUUUCUUGGCUAUGGACGAUAGAAUUGAUCAAUGAUAAGCAGUUCUCAGCAAGGAGAAGAUGAAUCACAUCAUAUUACACUCUUACUCUCUUUAAGUGCAGUUCUUGGACACAGUACAACCCAUCAUAAAUACUCAUAUACCUUUAUAAUGUUUCACUUGUAUGGCCUUGAAAUGCAUAAAGUUUUCAAAAUAGCCAGGAUGCAUGAGGAAAAAUUUGGCAAUGGAAAAUGUUUGCAUUCUCAUAUCUCUAUAUGAGAACCAUUAUAAAGAUUUGGCCUAUUUUUGUUGGAGUACUGGUCAGUAGAUUUAUCUAAAAUGUAUCAUAAUCCAGUCUAAUAUUUUAUAGAAAGAAUUAUCGGUAUCCCCAAGUGAUCUUAUAUCUGUCUAAUUUAAGUUUUAUCUAGUUAGGUAUUUAUUUAACAUUUUUAUUUAUUUCAGCACAUAUUUAUUGACAAAGACUGUAAUAUUUUUUAAAGAAGUACAGUGCAAUUUCUGCACAUGGCACUUUUUUGUUAUCAUGAGUUGACUAACCUCCCUUUUACUGACUGCAAUGCUCUCAUUUCCACCGACACAUUGAAAAGCAUUUGGGGAACAGGUUCAAAGUGAAUAGCUGGGAUAGCUGCUAUAACAUGUAGAUUACUUGAAUUUUACUUUUUAGAUAUGUUCACUAGUUUUAGUUUAAGAAAACAAAUAUUUUUUUUUUUUUGCAAGAUUAAUUAGGUAGAGAAAAAUCAUCUCCAUUGCCCAGAAUUUUUAAUGAGUGUUCGUGCAGUGGUCAGUCUUGGAAAAUGGAAGGUUUAGAAGUUUGUUAGAACAAAUCAAAUGUACAGUACUGAUGGAAUUCUCUACACGCACCCCAGAGAGUGAUGAUUUUGUGCCUCUUGCAUCAUAUACUCUGUUUUAGUUUUACAGUUUACAUCAUCUUAAUCCCUGUGUGCUUCUUUAAGAGGGUGAAUGUCCACUUUCAGGUCCACCCAUCGGUACCACGCUUUCUCUCUGUGCGCAGGCAAAUGCAUCUUUAGUUAGUUUUUAGUUUCGUUAUUAGUUUGCAUAUUGCACAUGCCCUACAUAUUACUAGGUUUUGAUAUUUCUAAGCAUAUCUAGAUGGUGUAAUUUAUUUAUUUAUUUAUUUCUCAACUGACUUUACUUAAAAAUGAACAAAACAAAUCUAUUUAUUCAGCCAUAAAAACAAAACAAAAUCAUCAUGGACUCCAGAAACAAGCCCAUUGUUCUGAACCUUGUUUUUUCUUUGACUGUAAUCAUAUAAAACAUCAAACAGGCUAAGACAUGUAACACAAUACAUUUUAAAUUCCAUUUUCUGUUUUUAAAGUUGUCUCAGGUAUGAUUGUUGUGCUUAAUGUCAAUGGGUUUAGGCUGUACAAAACUGUGUCUGUGUUGAGACUGCUGAUAGUUGUUUAACUUCAGCCAAACUAAUUUUUUUGGAAUAUGAAACCAGAUUUUUGAGUUAUAUUAUACCAACAGCUAGGAUUAAUACACUUUGUACUAGUGCAAAAGCAUUUGUUAGAAGGUAGAGUUCUUUGAGUCAGACCUUGACGUGGUCAGUCACUGGAGCAGAACCCAUGCAUGCACUUUCAUUGCUUAUUAUAAUUAGUCCUGGUGGCUUAUAAUUUGGUUUGGGAUGACUGGAUGAUCCUGCAGGUUACCUAACACAAGCCUUUCCCAUAUUUAGAGCACAGAUCAACUAUUUGCAAAUGCUGGGGUGCCUCCAGGGCAGCAAGAUUCAGGCAUAUCAGCAUGACUGAGGCCAGCCAACCUUCAGCACAUGCUUAGUACAGGAAAAAUCAAGACACUGAACUAACCUCUAUUGAAAGCCUUGAUCUGUCUAUGAGUGAACCUCAAAGAUCUGCAUUUCUAAUCCCAAAAAUUCAGUUACUAAUAUUGUUAUUUAGGAUGUUGAAAGCUGAAAAGUGGGUUUCUGUUUCCAUGAAAAAUCAGGGUUCUGCUUCUCUGUGAAGCAGAAAACAUAUCCUAAAAGAAUUCUCAAUCUCUGAUGGUUCUCUGUUUAUGAAAAAUAGUUAAUGCACUUUUUUUUUUUUUUUUUUUUUUAUUACAAAAACUAUGUACACUUCACAUUCACAACCAAACAUAAGCAAUGCCACUACUUUUAGAAACAAGUGCAUAUGUUAAUAGUAAUAGCAAGUGCAUUUUCAAAAUGAGUGACAACUAAAUUAUUACAAAACAGAGAGUUCACUGAAUCACUUUCAGUUUGAGUACAUGCAAGCAAAUGUGAAUUGUCUUGGUUUUUGUCUGUGCACCUUGUAGAAAAGCAGAGAGCUGAAUGGUAUUCUUCAUGUUAUAGCCUGUACUGUACCAUUGCUACAAGCAAUUUACAUAAAACAUUACAUUAUCAUGUUUCAAGACUAAAAACAUUGCAUUCAUUUUACCAUCUCCCAAAAUGAAAGAAUUAAUCAGUUCUCAUAAUCGACACCAAAUAUUUGUGUGCUUCCAUUCUCCUCUUAUGCACAGACUCCAUUCAUAAGCAUAUUUUCUUUGUUGUAUUCUCUUAGUUUUACAUGCCUUGUAUAUAAACAUGAUUGCUGUGAAUGGUGUAAUAGGCAGUUGUAACUGGUUUGUACCAUCUUCAAUGGGCAGUAGUUCAGUGUCUCUUUCUGAGUGUUGGAAUUAUGAGUCAAAUGUUUGUGUACACUCGACACAUUGUCAGAUAUGAAAUAAAUGUGGAACUUAUGCAACACUA
Cyprinus carpio (common carp) is the source of this 8189-nucleotide messenger RNA. Its product is annotated as kinesin-like protein KIF1A. Gene Ontology annotation, molecular function: ATP binding; microtubule motor activity; cell adhesion molecule binding. Gene Ontology annotation, cellular component: adherens junction. NCBI's taxonomy places the organism in Eukaryota, Metazoa, Chordata, Actinopteri, Cypriniformes, Cyprinidae. The transcript is spliced from 45 exons. Gene Ontology annotation, biological process: regulation of protein localization; microtubule-based movement. The coding region runs from base 471 to 4958 and encodes 1495 amino acids. The record is from RefSeq and is a predicted model, not a curated record.